UAUAAUGUGUUUGACACGUGAAGUUUCAGCGAAGGCUUCCGAAUGUGUUCGAACUUAUAUAUUUUCAUGUUUUAUUCACUUCGUAUGGUGUGGAUUGGUUUAAGGGCGACUCUGGAUUAAGAAACGUACACCCUGGUAUUCGAUGAAACCGCGCACUGAAGUUCCAACUGGAAAGCUAUCGGGUCUUGCGGAUUUCUGGUUAAAGAAGCGAGGAAUGAGGGUGAAUAUUUUUAAGUGCAUAGGCUAUCUUUAAUUCUACGCGAGACUGUGGACGUGGAGUACUGCAGACACCAUGGCGGCCCAGGGCGACUCUUUGAGCGGCUACAUGCAACAGUCGGACCCGGGCUCAAAUAGCGAAUGCAGCGCAGACUCUCCGGUCCCGGGCGGCGAGGAUGACUGCAGCGGACCGCCGGCCCCUCCAGACCCGGAGUGGACUGAAGAGCGAUUUCGCGUGGAUCGUAAGAAACUGGAAGUCAUGUUAUUAGCUGGCACGGAGGGGCAGAUCAACGGAGGAGAAGAUUUCUUUCAGAAGGUUAUGGAGGAAACAAAGACCCAGAUUGCCUGGCCUUCGAAAUUGAAGAUUGGUGCCAAGUCUAAAAAAGAUCCACACAUCAAAGUCUGCGGAAAGAAGGAGAGAGUGAAGGAGGCCAAAGAGAAGAUCAUGUCUGUCCUCGAUGCAAAAGGCAGCCGCGUCACGCUGAAGAUGGACGUGUCCCACACAGAGCACUCCCACGUCAUCGGGAAAGGAGGCAACAACAUCAAGAGGGUGAUGGAAGAAACAGGCUGCCACAUCCACUUCCCCGACUCCAACCGCAACAACCAGGCGGAGAAGAGCAACCAGGUGUCCAUCGCAGGCCAACCAGCUGGGGUGGAGACAGCCAGAGUUAAAAUCAGGGAGCUCCUCCCCCUGGUGCUGACGUUCGAGCUCCCGCCGAUGGUCCAGCCGGACCCGGGCUCCCCCGCGGUGCAGCACAUCUCCCAGACCUACGGCAUCUCCGUGUCCUUCAAGCUGCGGUCCCGCCUGUACCGCACCACAGUUACGGUCAGGGGCUCGCAGGACAACGCCGCCGCGGUCAAGACGGGGACCGCGCUGCUGCUGGAGCACCUGACGGGCGGCCUGGGCGGGGCAGUUUCGGUGAGCACCCACCUGGACAUCGCGCCCCAGCACCACCUCUUCCUGAUGGGCCGCAACGGCGGCAACGUGCGGCACGUCACCCAGAGCACCGGCGCCCAGCUGCACUUCCCCGACCCCAGCAGCCCGCACAAGAAGUCCGCCGUCUACCUCCAGGGCUCGGUGGAGUCCGUCUGCCUGGCACGCCAGCAUCUCAUGGGCUUUCUUCCCCUGGUCCUGAUGUUUGACAUUAAGGAGGACAUGGAGGUGGAGCCGCAGUGCCUGACCGGUCUGAUGGAGCGGCUGGACGUCUUCGUCAGCAUCAAGGCCAAGGUCAAACAGCCCAGCAAGACGGUGAUCGUGAAGAGUGUGGAGAGGAACGCCAUGAACAUGUACGAAGCCCGGAAGGUUCUGCUGGGCCUGGAGCACAGCGGGGUGCCCGUACCCCAAAACAGCAGCCCGCCCCCUCUGGCCUGCACUGCGGGACUGGACAUCCUGGCCUCAGCCGGUCUGGGGCUCACCAGUCUGGGCCUCGGUGCUCCCAGUGGGGGGGGCUCCUCUACCCCCAGCCUCCUCCUCACCUCCCUCAGAAGCUCAGCGAGCCCCCUGCAGCCCCCUGCGCCCAGCCCCGCCCCCCAACGCCACGCCCCGUCCAGCCCCGCCCUGUGGGCCGGCCCCCUCAGCACCCCGCCCAGCACUGCAGGCUUGUCAUCCCAGCUGAUGAUGCACCCGGCCGCCCAGGCCACUCUGAGGACCCUCCUCCUGACGGGGGCCCAGGGCUACGCCCGCAGCACCCCCUCCCCUCCCCCCGGCCUGGCCCCCAUCGACACGCAGGCCAGCAGCCUGCCGGACUGCGGGAAAACGGCCCGCUCUCUCAACGGCCACAUCAAACACCCCUGCUCGGUUUACGGCAGAAUGUCUUCGACGGCGCUGGCGGACCAGGUCCUAAGCCCCUCCCACAGCGACCCGGCGCAGGACGCCGGCGGUCACUGUCCCGCCGAGCCGCGGUCCGGCAAGUCCGGAUCCGACCAAGGCUCAGACACGUUUGUGGAGGUGGGGAUGCCCCGGAGCCCGUCACACUCGGCCAGCAGCGGCGAGCUGAAGCAGAUGCUGGCUUCCUGCCAAACCACAGGGGGGAGCCGCCAUUCCGUGGAGCUCCGACAGGGACCCCACAACCCCCACCUGCACUCCGACCGGCUGCUCUCGGACGCGGAGUCGAGCCGCGCGGACAGCCCGAUGGCGGAUAAGCGGGCGCCAGGCAGCGAGAGGGCGGCGGAGAGAGCGGCGCAGCAGAGCUCAGACAGGCUCCGCCUCGCACCACAGGCCUCCUUCAUCAGCAUGGAGGCGUUCGAUUAUGAACACAAAAAGCUAUUAGCAACCAAAGCCAUGCUGAAGAAGCCCGUGGUGACGGAGGUGCGGACCCCCACCAACACCUGGAGCGGCCUGGGCUUCUCCAAGUCCAUGCCUGCGGAGGCCAUCAAGGAGCUGCGCCGAGCCAAUCACGUGCCCUACAAGCCGACCAUGAGCACCACCUACGAGGACUCCCCCCUGCCCCUGUCAAACACCCUCGAGGGCGUGGCGGGGGCGGCGGGCAGCGACUCAGACAACUGGAGGGACAGGAAUGGCGGGGACCUCAGGGGCCACUCCGAAUUUGCGGCAUCCGUUGGCAGCCCCAAGAGGAAGCAGACCAAAUCAGUGGAGCUCUACCUGAGCAGCAGUAACUACAUGGACUGCGUCUCCUCAGCCAUGGGCUCCAACGGCUGCAGCCUGAGCUCCUCGGCCAAGGGUUCGGACCUGCCCGAGCUGUUCAGCAAACUGGGCCUGGGGAAGUACACCGACGUCUUCCAGCAGCAGGAGAUCGACCUGCAGACGUUCCUGACGCUGACGGACCCAGACCUGAAGGAGCUUGGCAUCACCACGUUCGGCGCUCGGAGGAAGAUGCUGCUGGCCAUUUCAGAAUUAAAUAAGAACCGGAGGAAACUCUUUGAGGCUCCGAACAUCCGCUCCUCCUUCCUGGAGGGAGGGGCUAGCGGACGGCUGUCCCGCCAGUUCCACUCCGACAUGGCCAGCGUCAGCGGCCGCUGGUAGGUCUCUUGGACCCCCCCCACCACCCACCCACCCA
Molecule: messenger RNA, 3233 nt
Organism: Anguilla anguilla (European eel)
Lineage: Eukaryota; Metazoa; Chordata; Actinopteri; Anguilliformes; Anguillidae
Product: protein bicaudal C homolog 1-like
Exons: 21
Coding region: 293-3199 (968 amino acids)
Cellular component (GO): cytoplasm
Molecular function (GO): RNA binding; protein binding
Source: RefSeq, a predicted model, not a curated record